AUGAAGGUUAUGGUGGCUUUGGACGGUUCAGAGAACGCCUACCACGCGCUGCGCCGAGCGCUGGAGCUCACCAAGCCUGAGGACUCCCUCCUCCUCGUCCACACCGUCGAGGAAAUGCACCCCGCACCCUUCAUGGACGUAUCGGGCGUGAUGGACAUGAUGGAGGCGCGAGCCAAGAAGAUCAUGCAGCGAGCGAAAACCAUGUGCACCGCCCAGGGACGAAGGAGAGAGGGCCAGGUCGAAGAGAAGAUCGCCUUCACGAAGAACACUAGAGAGGCCCUCUUGCACCAAAUCGAGAAGCGGGAGGUGGAGUUGGUCUGCAUGGGCUCGCGAGGGCUUAGCGGCGUGAGCAAGGCUCUGUUGGGGUCCACCAGUUCAUACCUCCUCCAGCACGCACCCGCCGGAUGCAGCAUCCUCGUCAUCAAGCAGGACGGCGCCUCGUAG
Acanthamoeba castellanii str. Neff is the source of this 444-nucleotide messenger RNA. RefSeq names its product universal stress domain containing protein. The record is from RefSeq and is a predicted model, not a curated record. The coding region runs from base 1 to 444 and encodes 147 amino acids. The transcript has 4 exons. Lineage: Eukaryota; Discosea; Longamoebia; Acanthamoebidae.